Trametes versicolor FP-101664 SS1 is the source of this 837-nucleotide messenger RNA. RefSeq lists its product as uncharacterized. The record is from RefSeq and is a predicted model, not a curated record. NCBI's taxonomy places the organism in Eukaryota, Fungi, Basidiomycota, Agaricomycetes, Polyporales, Polyporaceae. The transcript is spliced from 3 exons. Gene Ontology annotation, molecular function: nucleic acid binding. Bases 1 to 837 code for a protein of 278 amino acids.
AUGACCGUGCAGGCAAACGAUGGGAAGGCCAAGAGCUGGGUUCCGGAUGGCGAGUAUCCAUUGAAGAAGAAAGGUGUCGGGCGCGGAAUCCAUCGCAGCGAUGUGAUUUGCUCGACCGUCGGGCUGCUCGAGGAGGCGGGACAAAGCAUGGAGUAUGGGAAGAACUAUGAGGGAUAUUGGACCGGGGAGCUCUUUGUGAAGCAGCUCCAAGAGAAAAUCAUUCCUGCCUUUGAGGCUGCCCAUGGCCCGGGCUAUCAGGCUCUUAUCAUGGUCGACAACUCUCAGGGUCACUCUGCAUAUUCAGCGGACGCCCUCCUUACCAGCCGGAUGAACUUGCGGCCGGGAGGCAAGCAGGCUCGAAUGCGGGAUGGACAGUAUACCGAUGCCAGCGGUGUUGAGCACGUUCAGAGCAUGGUCUUUCCCGCUGAUCAUCCCGAGUUUCCUGACAAACCAAAGGGCAUGAAGCAGGUCCUUGAGGAACGAGGGUUGUGGCGGAAAGGUAUGCUCAUGAAGUGCCCGGACGGCGACAAGUGCGACCCCGAUGCCAGGGACUGCUGUGCAAAGCGGAUCCUCGAUCUGCAGCCCGAUUUUGCGGGGCAGCAGUCACUCGUUCAAGAGGUCAUUGAAGCUGCAGGGCACAUGUGCAUCUUCUUGCCGAAGUAUCACUGUAAACUCAACUUCAUUGAAUUCUUUUGGGGUGCCGUGAAGCGGUUCCUCCGGGACAACUGCGACUACACGUUCAAGACACUCCAAGAGAACCUCCCGCGCGCACUCAAAUCGGUCAGUGUCGAGCUGAUACGUCAGGUCUUAGUUCACAUGAUGCACAGGAACAAGUAA